AUGGAACACAUCAAAGAAAUGUUUGACAUCAACUUCUUUGGAGCUGUGCGUCUGACCCAGGCCGUGCUCCGUGGCAUGAAAGCGAGGGAGGACGGUUACAUAGUAAACGUGAGCAGUAUCUUCGGAAUAACGGGAGGACCGUUCAAUGACAUGUACACAGCGGCAAAGUUUGCCAUGGGAGGUUUAACAGAAUUUCUGGCGCCUGUGUUGAAACAGUUUAAUAUCAAGAUCUCGUUGGUCGAGCCGGGUCCGUUUGUCACGUCCUUCAUCAGUAACUUGAAGGGCAUGGUAAGCAAAGUAGACCUGCCAACCGCUGACCAGACGUCUGUCCAGCUCAUGCAGUCUGUAACUGCCCGGAUGACGGAAUUGACCGCCAACGUGGGACAGAAACCUGAAGAGAUCGCGGACACGAUUAAAGAAAUUCUACCUUCUUCCAAACCUCACAUCAGAAACCUGACGAACAAGCACUACGGGCUUGAGAAGGCGAAUUCUAAAUUUUCCGACCUGACAGGCGACAAACUUGUGUUGGAAAGUGUUGGAAAAACGGUUCUUUUAAGGAUCAAAGAUUUCCGUUCAUGGGAUUACUGGAAAUGUGAAGGUCACAACAUGGAGAUUGCUGGUGCUUACUCUAGAGGGGUGACAAAAAAUGAAAAUUGCGUAGUAAUUUUAAGUAAUUAA
Molecule: messenger RNA, 678 nt
Organism: Orbicella faveolata
Lineage: Eukaryota; Metazoa; Cnidaria; Anthozoa; Scleractinia; Merulinidae
Product: retinol dehydrogenase 8-like
Source: RefSeq, a predicted model, not a curated record